Molecule: messenger RNA, 525 nt
Organism: Metschnikowia bicuspidata var. bicuspidata NRRL YB-4993
Lineage: Eukaryota; Fungi; Ascomycota; Pichiomycetes; Serinales; Metschnikowiaceae
Exons: 1
Coding region: 1-525 (174 amino acids)
Biological process (GO): mitochondrial electron transport, NADH to ubiquinone
Source: RefSeq, a predicted model, not a curated record
AUGGGCCUUGGACAGUGGAUUGCGAACUACCAGAGCUGGGAAAAUGUCGACAAAAACGAGUUGCCGAAGGAAAUCCCCGAGGUGGAAGAAGUCGGCGCCACCUCUGCUCCACUUUUGAGUGCUUCCUUCUUCAUUGGAGCCAAGUGCAAGCCAUACAAUGACGACUUCAUGUUGUGCAAAGACGAGCACAAUGGAGGCACGGUCGAGUGCUUGAAGGAGGGCAGACGCGUCACGAGGUGUGCUGUUUCCGUGUUGAAGGACAUAAAUAAGUACUGUUUCGACGAGUUCAAGUUGCACUACGAGUGCCUCGAGCAGGAGAACCACGAAUUGGGCUCGUGCAGGGCCACGGAGCAGAUCUUCAAUAAGUGUGUCUUUGACAACUUGAAGUUGGAGAAGAAAAUCCCGGGUGCUGACGAGCAGGUCCACACGAAGAUGGACCGUAUCUACUCUGGCACGGGGUACGACAAGAAGGCGGCUGCCGCGUUCUUGGAGGCAAGAAAGCCAGCAUCCGAGCCCUCGCAAUAA